Messenger RNA from Megalopta genalis, 1463 nucleotides. Lineage: Eukaryota; Metazoa; Arthropoda; Insecta; Hymenoptera; Halictidae. The record is from RefSeq and is a predicted model, not a curated record.
GCUUACUAUGGUGAGGCACAACUGUAUUCUUAUCUAACAAUAAGAAUUGGAAUAUGUGUAUACAUAUACAUACGUAUAUACGUACAUACAUACUCUGUGGAUGCACAUUUUCACUUUUUCCUCCAUACGAUAACCAAUUGAAAAAGACUUACGUUGAUCGUGAGUCAUAGCGUAUGUGAACCAAUCAGCACUUGCCAGCUGGGAUUCCGGGCUUUUGACAGAGCCCAACGUGUAUAAAGCCAAGCGUGAGAUAAACUGAUGUAGUUCCAUUAGGAAUUUCUUUCAAUCUGUAAGUGCAUGAAUUAGAAGUUCCAGUGCAUUUACAAUACGAAUUCACGGGAAUAUUCUCUGUGUGGUGUGUAAGUUGUUUCAUUAGCGCAACACUAUAAGACAAAUAUAAAAUGAAUAACUCACUGAUGUUAGUACUACCCAUUCUUGUUGGAGUGAUCUGUACUGUAGCAGCUUUAAAAAAUGAUGAAUGUGAAGGUAUAUAAAUAAAUAUUCUGUACUUCUUUGUGAACACAUUAUCCGAUGAUGUUAAAAAGGACACUAGAAAGAUAGAAGCAGCAUUCAAAACAUUUUGUAAAAGCACAAAAUCUAAAGAAAACAGAUUUUGCUAUUACUUGGGAGGUUUGGAAGAAUCUGCUACUGGUAUCUUAGGUGAAUUAAGUAAGCCUGUAUCAUGGUCAAUGCCUGCAUCCAAAAUAUGUGAAAAGCUGAAGAAGAAAGAUGCUCAAAUAUGUGAUCUGAGAUUUGAGAAACAAAUUGAUAUUGACACAGUUGAUUUGAGUAAACUCAAAGUGCGUGAUUUGAAAAAGAUCUUGAGUGACUGGGAUGAAGCAUGCGAUGGUUGUAUAGAGAAGACAGAUUUUAUUAAGCGGAUUGAAGAAUUAAAACCUAAAUAUUCCUACAGUUCAAAGUCGGAACUCUGAAAGGUGUUCAGUGAUUUAGAUAAAUUAUUAUGUUAGUAUAGCUAAAAUUUUGGAUAAUCUUUAUUUUACAAAAUGAUUAAUUGUACUUAAAAUACACGUGUUCGUAAUUGAACACAUUCAAUUAUCAUUUUGUAAAAAUUUUAUUUAACAAGAUUUUUGAGGCCAGAUCGACGCAUUUAUAUUUCACUGAAAGUAAAAAUUGAUUCUCCUCUUAUUUGUACAAAACAAGUCAUAAUUUAGUUCUAAAAGAUUAGGAUUCCGAGCAAUGAAAAUUUGUGAGAACAGUACAUGUCUUAUUUAAUGUAGCUAUGCUAAUAAGUGUUGAAUAUCAUAAAAGGUGCUCCGUUUUUAUCGUACCAAUAGUAGACAAGUAUAAAUGACUCGAACAUUUCAUACUACAAAUUAUUUUUAUGGUUUUACCGUUCAUUGCUCUUCCUCGAAUAUUCUGAUACAGUGCGUUUAUACAUGUAUGAAUCCUAUUUAUACCAAAAGGCAGUGUACUAUAUCAAUAGAUGUGUAUAUGUGAUGAAC